AUGGCUCUCAAUUUUCAGUAUAUUGAUCGUUUCACUGAAUAUAUUUCCAAACUUUUAAGAGAAGAAACGGAGGACGUAACAAGCAUGAUCGUGGCCAUGUUAAGUUUAAUCGAUACUCCGAUUGUGGAUAAGGUUAUCAAGCGAUUUCUUGUGAGGAACAUAGUUGACCAAGCUGCAGUUAGAGAUGAUCAAGAAGCUUGUGCUUUUGAACAAUACACUCUUCCAAAACUGUACCUGAAGAUGCAGUACUAUGUUUCUUGUGCAAUUCCCUAG
This is a messenger RNA of Lactuca saligna, 273 nucleotides long. The record is from the annotation of a GenBank genome assembly. Lineage: Eukaryota; Viridiplantae; Streptophyta; Magnoliopsida; Asterales; Asteraceae.